This is a messenger RNA of Paramecium tetraurelia, 660 nucleotides long. RefSeq lists its product as uncharacterized. The record is from RefSeq and is a predicted model, not a curated record. The transcript has 3 exons. Lineage: Eukaryota; Ciliophora; Oligohymenophorea; Peniculida; Parameciidae.
AUGUUAUUAUUAGCAAUAUUGAUAUCAAUAAGUUUGAGUCUAGAAUUGCCAGAAAAGAAAUGUAACAUCACUGCGACAGGUAUCAGCUCAAAAUAAGCUUCGUAAUUUGAACAACUAUUGAAUCGCAUUCGAAAUGAAGUGGCCACUGGUCGAAGAGCUAAUCAUAAAGGUUAAAUCCAAUCGGCAGCAGAUAUGCAUAUGAUCACUUGGUCUAAAGAUAUGGGCAAGAAGGCUUAGGAAUGCUGUGAUACCUGUCCUGAAUAUCCGAUAUUCUGUAGAAAUUUGAAAGGCUUGACUUCAUUUAUGAUCCACAAAACUAUAGUUCAUACCUAAAAAUGGGAAUGGGACCCAGAAUUCGUAUUAAAUGAAUGGAUGGAAGCUUUAAACUCAGCAUAAUAAUUACUCUAAUCAAUGUUAUUUCAAGUAGGAUGUGGCAGAGCCUUGACUCCUGUCAAAGACAAAUUCUUAAUGUAUACAGUGUGCUUUUUCGAUUAUCCAAACAGAGCAGAUCCAUACAGGCCAGCUCCUUCAAUAAACAUAGCUGGUUCCUGCAGAUUGGGAAGAUCGUCUAGCUAUCUUGGCCUUUGUACUUCACCGUAUUCGAAGGAUAACCAACUCAUUUGGAUCAAAUAGGAAAGUAGAUUAAUAGAAUCCGAGUGA